AUGAGGGAACUUGGAAGACUAGGUCAUUUACUAAGAUUGACAGGUGUGACUUUCAGCUUCCUCUUCGUCGGCGUGUUCUUCCUGGGCAGCCGGCCCGACAACUACUGGUGCCGCGGGCCGAGCGCCGCCGCGCUGGCCGAGCGCUGCGGCUGGAGCCCCGAGGAGGAGUGGAACCGCACGGCGCCCCCCCACCUCGGCCCCGCGCCCUCCGAGCGCCGCGGCGACGGCCGCUGCCAGCGCUACCUCCUGGAGGCGGCCAACGCCAGCGCCGCCGCCCCGGGCGCACUCAGCUGCGCCGACCCGCUCGCCGCCUUUCCCAACCGCUCGGCGCCGCUCGUGCCGUGCCGGGGGGGCUGGCGGUACGCCCAGGCCCACUCGACCAUCGUCAGCGAGUUUGACCUCGUGUGUGUCAAUGCUUGGAUGCUGGACCUCACACAAGCCAUCCUAAACCUGGGCUUCCUGGCCGGGGCAUUCACCUUGGGCUAUGCAGCGGACAGGUACGGCCGAAUAGUCAUUUACUUAAUAUCCUGUUUCGGUGUUGGCAUUGCUGGUGUUGUGGUGGCAUUUGCACCCAAUUUCCCUGUGUUUGUGGUCUUCCGCUUCCUACAAGGCGUGUUUGGAAAGGGAACGUGGAUGACUUGCUACGUGAUUGUGACAGAAAUAGUAGGUUCAAAACAAAGGAGGAUUGUGGGAAUAGUGAUUCAAAUGUUCUUCACCCUUGGAAUCAUAAUUCUCCCUGGAAUUGCCUACUUUAUCCCCAAUUGGCAAGGGAUCCAGCUAGCCAUCACGCUGCCCAACUUUCUCUUCCUCCUUUAUUACUGGGUGGUUCCAGAAUCUCCCCGCUGGCUGAUUACUCGGAAGAAAGGAGAUAAAGCAUUAAAAAUUCUGAGGAGCAUUGCGAAAUGCAAUGGGAAAUAUCUCUCGCCAAAUUACUCGGAGAUCACUGUUACAGAUGAGGAAGUUAGUAAUCCAUCCUUUUUAGAUCUGGUGAGGACUCCCCAAAUGAGGAAGUGCACACUUAUACUUAUGUUUGCUUGGUUCACAAGUGCUGUGGUUUAUCAAGGACUUGUCAUGCGCCUGGGAAUUACAGGAGGCAACCUCUAUAUCGACUUUUUCAUCUCGGGAGUUGUGGAACUGCCAGGAGCCCUCUUGAUCUUACUAACCAUUGAGCGUUUUGGUCGGCGCCUACCCUUUGCGGCAAGCAAUAUAGUGGCAGGAGUGGCCUGUCUUGUCACUGCAUUCUUACCAGAAGCCGGAAUACCCUGGUUGAGGACCAUUGUUGCUACCCUGGGAAGAUUAGGCAUAACCAUGGCCUUUGAAAUUGUUUAUUUGGUAAAUUCAGAAUUGUACCCAACAACAUUACGGAACUUUGGAGUUUCACUGUGUUCAGGUUUAUGUGAUUUUGGGGGGAUCAUAGCCCCGUUUCUCCUCUUCCGCUUAGCGGCCGUUUGGCUAGAGCUACCUCUUAUCAUCUUUGGUAUCCUGGCAUCUGUCUGUGGUGCUCUUGUGAUGCUUUUGCCUGAAACCAAGGGCAUUGCCUUGCCAGAAACAGUGGAUGAUGUAGAAAAACUUGGCAGUCCACAUUCCUAUAAAUGUGGCAGAAAAAAGAAAACUCAAGUUUCGAGCUCUCACCUUUGA
Molecule: messenger RNA, 1638 nt
Organism: Lipotes vexillifer (Yangtze River dolphin)
Lineage: Eukaryota; Metazoa; Chordata; Mammalia; Artiodactyla; Lipotidae
Gene: SLC22A3
Product: solute carrier family 22 member 3
Exons: 13
Coding region: 1-1638 (545 amino acids)
Biological process (GO): transmembrane transport
Cellular component (GO): membrane
Molecular function (GO): transmembrane transporter activity
Source: RefSeq, a predicted model, not a curated record